GUAUUUUACCCGUAACAAUGUUUACUGAAGGAGCUGCCAUGCGAUCGCUUCCAAUGACGCUGCAGCCUCCGUUGUUGAAGCUGCGUUUCAUAAACUCGCCGCCACCAAAUAUAUUCAAGGGUUCAAGGAUUGAGGCCGAGGACGGUUCUCCAAUAACAAUCGAGCUUGUCGAGACCGCCACAAACACUCGAGUCACCUUGGACUCGCGGCUCGAGAUCGUACCACUGGACGGGGAUUUCGCCAGAGAAAGCUGGACCAUCGAGGAAUUCAACCGGAAUAUACUCCGGUCACGGGAAGGGAGACGACCGUUGCUCGUCGGAGAUCUGACCGUGACGCUUAAGGAUGGGGUCGGAGUGAUCGGCGGUGAUGUCACUUUCACAGAUAAUUCGAGCUGGAAGAGGAGCAGGAAGUUCCGAUUAGGUGCAAAAGCGACCGAAGGAGGAGUUGUGGAGGCGAUAAGUGAAGCGUUUGCGUGCAGAGAUCAUCGAGAAGAAUCUUAUCGAAAACACAACGUUCCAUAUCCUGAUUCUGAGGUCUGGAGGCUAGAAUAUAUCCCCAAAGACGGCCUUACAGAUUUGUGUUUGCGGCAAGCUGGGAUCCAUACCGUCAAGGACCUUCGUCGUCAUCUCACGAUAAAUUCAAACGCCUUACCUCGAGAAUUAGAAAGAAGGAUCUCAAAGAAGAGGUGGAAUGUGAUUGUAUCCCACUCAAUGCGUUGCGUUUUGGACGAGUCAGAGUGUUACGUCUACAACACGAAAGCUCAUGGAGCCUCUAUUCUCUUCAAUUCUGUUUAUGAGGUCAUGAAAGUUUCGUUUGAUGGCAUCACUUUUUUAAACACCACUGAGCUUACUUCCACACAAGAGGCACUUCUUGACAAUCUGAAGCGUGAAGCUUAUGAAAAUACAAAUAGUUUCGUCGCCGUGAAUGGUGCGGACUUUGUCAGUUUUCCACCAGGGUCCUCAAAGAAUCUGCAAGAUGCUGAACAAAGCAUUGGCUUCCAAGGGUCUCAGAGCAUGUUUGUAGAUAGAGCAGUUUCUGAUACAAGUGAGGUGUUUGGGCCUCUAAGAACAUGUGCUACAUUUUCUGCCUCUGAAGAUUAUGAUGUUGUAAUCAGAUACGGAAGAGGGGACGAAAUCAACGAUGAUUUCAUUAGCCAUCUUCGAGCUGCCCUUUGCCGGAGAGGGAUUUCUGUCUUUAACGAAUUUGAUGAAAUGGAUGCAGUUCCAAAAUGUAGGGUUUUUAUCAUAUUGUUAACAAGCACAUAUGUCCCGUCAAACCUCUUAAACAUUCUUGAACACCAACAAACAGAGUAUCAAGCGGUUUAUCCAAUCUUUUACAGACUAUCACCAUAUGAUUUAAUCAGUAACAGCAAGAAUUAUGAAAGAUAUUUUCUCCAAGACGAACCAGAAAGGUGGCAGGCUGCUUUGAAGGAAAUAUCUCAGAUGCCUGGAUACACGUUGACAGAUAGGUCCGAAUCUGAACUUAUAGAUGAGAUUGUAAGAGAUGCUUUGAAGGUGCUAUGUUCUGGUAAUAAGGUGAACAUGAUUGGGAUGGAUAUACAAGUAGAGGAGAUUUUGUCACUGCUAUGCGUUAAGUCCCUAGAUGUUCGCAGCAUAGGUAUAUGGGGUACGGUUGGUAUAGGAAAAACAACCAUUGCUGAAGAGAUCUUUCGCAGAAUCUCUGUCCAGUAUGAGACUUGUGUCUUCCUUAAGAACCUUCACAAAGAGGUUGAGGUAAAAGGUCACGAUGCUGUGAGAGAGGAUUUUUUGUCUAAAGUUUUAGAGGUAGAACCUCAUGUUAUUCGGAUUUCUGACAUUAAAACAAGUUUCUUGAGGAGUCGGCUUCAGCAUAAAAGGAUCCUCGUUAUUCUCGAUGAUGUGAAUGAUUACAGAGAUGUUGACACCUUUUUGGGGAAGCUUAACUAUUUUGGUCCAGGAAGCAGAAUAAUCAUGACCUCUAGAAAUAGGCGUGUUUUCGUACUAUGUAAAAUCGAUCAUGUCUAUGAGGUUAAGCCAUUAGAUAUUCCUAAGUCUCUACUACUUCUUGAUCGUGGGACAUGUCAAAUUGUUUUGUCACCUGAGGUUUCCAAGACAUUGUCACUUGAGCUGGUCAAAUUUUCAAAUGGAAAUCCCCAGGUUCUUCAGUUCUUGAGCAGCAUUGAUAGAGAAUGGCAUAGUUUAUCAGAAGAAGUUAAGACAAAAUCUCCCAUUUACAUUCGAGGUAUAUUUGAAAGGAGCUGUUGUGGGCUUGAUGACAACGAGAGGUGUAUAUUUUUGGACAUUGCAUGUUUCUUUAAUAGGAUGGAUAAAGACAAUGUUGCAAUGUUGCUGGAUGGUUGUGGUUUCUCCGCACAUGUCGGAUUUAGAGGCCUUGUUGACAAAUCACUGUUAACAAUAUCACAACACAACUUGGUGGACAUGCUCAGUUUUAUCCAGGCAACUGGUCGAGAAAUUGUUCGCCAAGAAUCAGCUGACAGACCAGGAGACCGCAGCAGGUUGUGGAAUGCCGAAGAUAUCAGGGAUGUAUUCAUAAAUGACACUGGCACAUCAGCUAUUGAGGGCAUUUUCCUAGACAUGUUGAAUCUUAAAUUUGAUGCAAAUCCCAAUGUGUUCGAGAAAAUGUGUAACCUUAGACUGUUGAAAUUGUACUGCUCCAAAGUGGAAGAGAAGCAUGGAGUAUAUUUUCCUCAAGGUCUUGAAUAUUUGCCAAGCAAGCUAAGGCUUCUCCAUUGGGAAUAUUAUCCCUUAAACUCCUUGCCGAAAAGUUUUAAUCCAGAGAACCUUGUGGAGCUUAACUUGUCAAGUAGCUGCGCAAAGCAACUGUGGAAAGGAAAAAAGACUCUGGAAAAGCUUAGAAAGAUGAGACUCAGCUACUCUGACCAGUUAACUAAAAUCCCAAGACUUUCAAGUGCAACAAAUCUUGAGCAUAUUGAUCUUGAAGGUUGCAACAGUUUGUUGAGCCUUAGCCAGUCCAUCUCUUAUCUCAAAAAGCUUGUUUUUCUAAAUUUAAAGGGCUGCUCGAAGCUGGAGAGUAUUCCAACUACUGUUGAUUUAAAAUCUCUUGAGGUUCUGAAUCUUUCUGGCUGCUCAAAGCUAGAGAAUUUCCCGGAGAUCUCACCAAAUGUGAAAGAACUGUACAUGGGUGGGACUAUGAUACAAGAAAUCCCGUCUUCGAUUAAGAAUCUGGUAUUGCUUGAAAAGCUGGACCUGGAAAACAGCAGACACCUUAAGAAUCUUCCAACCAGCAUCUGCAAGUUGAAGCAUCUUGAAACUCUGAAUCUGUCAGGCUGCACAAGCCUGGAGCAGUUUCCGGACUUGUCGAGAAGGAUGAAAAAAUUAAGGUUUCUGGAUUUAAGCAGGACAGCCGUUAGAGAGCUACCCUCCUCCAUUUCGUAUCUUACUGCUCUUGAAGAACUGAGAUUUGUAGACUGCAAGAACCUCGUAAGAUUGCCUGAUAACGCGUGGACCCUAAGGUUCAAGGUUGAAUUUCGCCAAAUUGACACAGAGAAGUUUUCAAGACUAUGGAAUAGAUUUGGAUGGCUCAAAAAAGUUCAGAUCUCUUAGUUUCUACACCUACGAGUGAUUUAAAUGUCUAUAAUGUAAAGUGAGAGGAUUUGCGGGACGUGCUCAGGCGUGAAAUGUGAGAAGCACCACAAGUUGAAUUAGCCAAAUUCUUUUUCUAUAUGGGAAUGCAGAGGCAUUCGUUAAUUAGAUAUUUGGAAUGAUACUCUUCUAAAUCUUAUUCUGUUAUUUGUGUUAUUGGGAUUACGUGAGGGAUGAUUUGAGCUUAGUUAGGAGGAAUUUCAUGUAAUUAUUUUUUUAUAACAAGUAUUCGUGUUCUUACAUAUACUGAACAAAAAGAGGAAUUCUUG
Arabidopsis arenosa is the source of this 3871-nucleotide messenger RNA. The record is from the annotation of a GenBank genome assembly. NCBI's taxonomy places the organism in Eukaryota, Viridiplantae, Streptophyta, Magnoliopsida, Brassicales, Brassicaceae.